Messenger RNA from Sclerotinia borealis F-4128, 495 nucleotides. NCBI's taxonomy places the organism in Eukaryota, Fungi, Ascomycota, Leotiomycetes, Helotiales, Sclerotiniaceae. The record is from the annotation of a GenBank genome assembly.
AUGGCGUCACAUACCAAUGCCACCCAUGCGGAAGUAUGGGAUGAUUCCACACUUGUGAAUUCGUGGAAUGAAGCUCUGCAAGAAUAUGAGAAGUAUCAUGGUAUUCACGCCCGUGGAGAGAAAGUUGAAGAUGUAUUGAAUGAGUUCGAGAACCAGAGUAAUGGAUUGGAAGAAGCUAUGGAUGAGGAUAGCGAAGAAGUUGUGGAAGAACCUCUGGAGGAUAAUACUACCAAGCAAAGCGAGUUUGAAAAAACAGACGAUCAUACUUCAACGAAGAACAAACCCAAAAUUGAAGAACAACCCACAAUGAAAGAGACCGAAUCCCAUCCUCAAUCAUCAACAGCACCAACAGCACCAACACUGCCACCACAGUUGAUCGGUCAAGUUCACGAUGAAAAUCUCAAGAAUUUACUGAUGUCAUGGUACUACGCUGGCUAUUAUACUGGACUCUAUGAAGGUCAACAGCAGCAACAGGGACCAAGUAAGAGUACUUGA